UAAAAACUCCGACCUGGGGGAGGAAAGCAUACAGAGACAGCUUGUCCCCAGCCCUGGAGACAGAGGGCGCCUCUGUUUGCUAGCUGGCCGCUUGCCCCAAUGGUCGUCAGCCCGAUAAGGGGGUGGAGCUAGGAGUAGGAGGGGGUGUCCAGAGUGGGGAGAAGGACGCCUGAAGUGAGAUCUCCCCACUCAGGCUCUGGCCACAGGACACGCAGCUUCAUUCCUGUCAUCUGCUCCCCCUUCUGCCCCGAACCUACCCAGUGAAAAAUUGAAACGUCUGAGAGGAUUUUUGCCCUGCUUUCUCUGCGGUGUAUUGCAGCCAUGGGCUCGGAGCUGGAAACUGCCAUGGAAUCCCUCAUCAAUGUGUUCCACGCCCACUCUGGCAAGGAAGGGGAUAAGUAUAAACUGAGCAAGAAGGAGCUGAAGGAGCUACUGCAAGCGGAACUUUCUGGCUUCCUGGAUACCCAGAAGGAUGCCGAUGCAGUGGACAAGGUGAUGAAGGAAUUGGAUGAGAACGGUGAUGGUGAAGUUGACUUCCAGGAGUACGUGGUGCUGGUGGCUGCACUCACUGUGGCCUGCAACAACUUCUUCUGGGAGAAUAGUUGAGCAAGCAGCCUAGCCCUGGCCAGCACCAAUAAGCCCUUUCCCUUGUUCCCAUCAUCUCUCUCCACAUGGCCCUCCCUCUAACCCUCAGACUCCCCCAAUUCAUGUCCCAGGCUCGGCCAUAGCAUUUGAGGUGUACUGCUCCAUUAUUCAUUAAAGGCUCCUCUCCCAAUA
Monodelphis domestica (gray short-tailed opossum) is the source of this 777-nucleotide messenger RNA. The record is from RefSeq and is a predicted model, not a curated record. Lineage: Eukaryota; Metazoa; Chordata; Mammalia; Didelphimorphia; Didelphidae.